AUGAGCAUCAGUUUCCCAAAGACCGAGGAGGAGGUCAUCCAGUUCUGGAGGGACGUCGACGCCUUCCAGACCCAACUUCGCCUAACUGAAGAUGGACCCCGCUUCACUUUCUACGAUGGGCCGCCUUUCGCUACCGGUCUUCCCCACUAUGGCCAUCUUCUCGCCUCGACCAUCAAAGACAUCAUUCCUCGAUACUGGUCCAUGAAGGGUUACCAUGUCAUCCGACGCUUUGGAUGGGACACCCAUGGCUUGCCAAUUGAGUACGAGAUUGACAAGAAGUUGGGCAUCUCCGGCAGGGACGCCGUCAUGCAAAUGGGCAUCGAAAAGUACAACGCCGAGUGCAGGGCCAUCGUCAUGAGAUACGCGACGGAAUGGAGGCAUACUAUCGAGCGGUUGGGCCGCUGGAUCGACUUUGACAAUGAUUACAAGUCGAUGGACACAACGUUCAUGGAGACCUGUUGGUGGGUCUUCAAGCAAUUGUUCGACAAGGACCACGUAUACCGCGCCUACCAGAUCAUGCCCUACUCGACCGCCCUCUGCACGCCUCUCAGCCAGAUGGAAGCGAAGCAGAACGAAAAGAUGACCCAGGACCCCGCCAUCAUCGUCUCCUUCCCCAUCGUGGGCGUCGAGGGCAUGGAGGAUACCUCUCUCCUCAUCUACACCACCACCCCCUGGACAUUGCCGUCUAAUCUCCUCAUUGCCGCGCAUCCCGAAUUCGAGUACAUUGUCAUCCUUGACGAGGCUUCCGGCAGGAAAUAUGUCCUCAUGGAGUCCGGCCUCGGCUCCAUUUAUAAGAACCCCAAGAAGGCGAAGUACAAGGUCCUCAAGAAGCUCAAGGGUACGGAUAUCAUUGGCUGGAAAUACGAGCCGCUGUUCAAGUACUUCGUCAAGGACUUCUCCGACUGUUUCCAGGUUAUUGGUGCCGACUACGUAGAGGCUGGUGAGGGUACUGGUCUCGUUCACCAAGCCCCCGCAUUCGGUCAGGAGGAUUACGACGCCGCUAUUGCCGCCGGCUUCAUCCACUCUAAAAGGCUUCCUCCCUGCCCGGUCGACGAGAAGGGCCAAUUCACCCAGGAAAUUCCAGAGUACGCUGGUCAACAUGUCAAGGUUGCCGACAAGGCCAUUCUAAAGGACCUCAGGGCGACUGGUCGUCUUAUCGUCGACAGCACCACGAUGCACACGGACAAGUUCUGCUGGAGAUCCGACACUCAGCUUAUCCGAAAGGCCGUGUCGUCCUGGUUUAUCCGGGUAACCGACUCCAUUCCGGAGAUGCUCGAGAACCUCGAGGGAACCAACUGGGUACCUACAGCCGUCAAGGAGAAGCGGUUCGCCAACUGGGUCGCUAACGCCCACGACUGGAACGUGUCUCGAAAUCGUUACUGGGGAACACCCAUCCCCCUCUGGGUUAGCGAGGACUACGAGGAAGUUGUCUGCGUCGGCAGCAUUGCCGAACUGAAGGAGCUGAGUGGCUACGAGGGACCCUUGGACGACAUCCACCGAGACAAAGUUGACCACAUCACCAUCCCAUCCAAGAAGGGCAAGGGUGUACUCAGGAGAGUAGAAGAGAUUUUCGAUUGUUGGUUCGAGUCGGGAAGCAUGCCUUAUGCCCAAUGCCACUACCCCUUCGAGAACAAGGAUAACUUUCAAGGCGGCCUCUUCCCCGCUGACUUCAUCGCCGAGGGUCUCGACCAGACCCGAGGUUGGUUCUACACCCUAACAGUUCUCGGCAACAAGCUCUUCCACGUAUCGCCCUUCAAGAACUGUAUCGUGAACGGUAUCGUUCUUGCCGAGGAUGGAAAGAAGAUGUCGAAGCGUCUCAAGAAUUACCCUGAUCCCGCGCUCAUCCUCUCGCAGUACGGAUCUGAUGCCUUGAGGCUGUACCUGAUCAACUCACCUGUGGUGCGAGCGGAGUCUAUCCGAUUCAAGGAGUCCGGCGUCAAGGAGAUUGUGUCGCGUGUCCUCCUGCCUCUUUGGAACAGUUACCGCUUCUUCUCCGAGCAGGCGGCGCUUUACAAGAAGACUACGGGAGUGGAGUUUGUGGGCGCGAAGUCCCUAUCCGGCGACCAAUUGGGCAAUGUCAUGGAUAGGUGGAUUCUCGCCAACUGCCAGAGCUUGCUACGCUUCAUGGACCAGGAGAUGGCAGGUUACCGACUUUAUACCGUGGUCCCCAGACUGCUCCACAUCAUUGACGACCUUACAAAUUGGUACAUUCGAUUCAACCGCAAGAGGCUAAAGGGCGGCGCUGGCCUCGGUAUUGAGGACACCGAGGCUGCUCUUAACACCUUGCUCGAAGUUCUUUUCACCAUCGUCCGAGCCCUGGCGCCGUUCGCGCCCUUCUUGACCGAACACAUCUACAGCCUUCUCAAGCCUCAGCUCAAGCUCCUUCUCGAGCCCUUCAAGGAUCCCCGCAGUGUACACUUCCUUCCCUUCCCCACCGUCCAAGAGGCGCUAUUCGAUGAGGUUGUCGAGAGGAAGGUGGCUGCGAUGCAAAAGGUCAUCCAGCUUGGCCGAACAGUCCGAGAGCGAUGCACUCUCCCUCUCAAGACUCCCCUUCUCUCCCUUGUUGUUAUUGCCGACCCCGAGAUCCUUGAAGAUGUGGAGUCAUUGAGCUCCUACGUCAAGGAGGAGUUGAACAUUCGCAACAUCAUCCUCACGAACGACGAAACGCAAUACAACAUUGUCCUCGAGGCCAAGGUCGAUUGGCCCACUCUCGGAAAGAAAUUGAAGAAGGACGUUCAGAUUGUCCGAAAGGGACUGCCCGACCUUACGCAAGACCAGCUGAGGCAGUACCUCAAGGAGAAGACCAUCGUUGUCGGAGGUAUCCAGCUCGAGGAGAACGAUCUCAACAUCGUCCGUGUGCUCGGCGACUCGGCGGUGCAGUCCAGCGACGGAGCCAAGUGGGAGCCUGCCUUUUCUGAGGAUGUUAUUGUCCUUCUCGAUACCGUGCCGCACCCCGAGCUCGCCGAGGAAGGUAUCGCGCGUGAGAUCAUCAACAGAAUCCAGAAGAUGAGGAAGAAGGCCGGCUUGGUGCCCACGGACGACAUCCGCAUGCAGUACAAGGUCGUGGCUAAGACGGACGACCUCGACUUUACCAUCUUGGUGUCGUCUCGCCAGGAGUUGUUCAGGAGUACGGUGCGCGGACCGCUGGAGCCAGUCGUCGAGACUCUGGAGGUGGAGUCGCUCAUCUUGGAGGAGGAGCAGGUCAUCGGCGAUUUGACUCUCAUGUUGAGACUCGCGAGGUUGUGA
Scedosporium apiospermum is the source of this 3246-nucleotide messenger RNA. Its product is annotated as Isoleucine--tRNA ligase, cytoplasmic. NCBI's taxonomy places the organism in Eukaryota, Fungi, Ascomycota, Sordariomycetes, Microascales, Microascaceae. Gene Ontology annotation, molecular function: tRNA binding; ATP binding; isoleucine-tRNA ligase activity. The record is from RefSeq and is a predicted model, not a curated record. The transcript has 6 exons. Bases 1 to 3246 code for a protein of 1081 amino acids. Gene Ontology annotation, biological process: isoleucyl-tRNA aminoacylation.